Harpegnathos saltator (Jerdon's jumping ant) is the source of this 2032-nucleotide messenger RNA. It is a transcript of the gene Yeti, whose product is annotated as yeti. Gene Ontology annotation, cellular component: Swr1 complex. The coding region runs from base 428 to 1306 and encodes 292 amino acids. NCBI's taxonomy places the organism in Eukaryota, Metazoa, Arthropoda, Insecta, Hymenoptera, Formicidae. The record is from RefSeq and is a predicted model, not a curated record. The transcript is spliced from 3 exons.
ACAAGUACAUAUAAUGUGUGUGUUGCCCGAUUUACACAGCUGGUGAUGUAACAACGUCGACUUUCGCAUUGCAGCUCGCUGAUUCAUGAAAGAUGGCGCCCAAUGCGCGGCCGUGUAUCACCGUGAUGCGUGCCAGGCGCAUUUGCGAGUUAAGCGGAAUCUUGACGCUUCGCGAGAUACUCUGGCUUCUCUUUCGCAGACGCUUCGCGAAUUUUUCGGACAGUCCGUAUCCCCUCCGUGCACCGCGAGAUCGAUUUAGGCCCUCGUUGACGAUUCAUGUGCGCAACGACGAAUGCUAAAUCCGCGGUAGCGUCUGUCGAUAUAACGACAUUUCCGGAACACAAAUCGGCGUCUGCUCGUGGAAUAUUUCGCACCAACGACUCGCCGUUUAAAAGAAGGUGCUCUUUAUAUCGGUUUGCAUUUAAACAUGUCUGAAGAACAUCAAUUACCUUCUGAUUCUGAUGAUGAUGAUGAAGAUUAUGUUCCUGAUGGUGCUGACAGUGAUCCAGUUUCAGAAGUAGAAUCUGAAGGUGAUGUUGAAAGUGGUCCAGAAGAUGAAAAUGAUGAGAAUAAAAGAGAUGUUGGGCGGAGAAAAAAUACAAGAAAAUCUAUAAAACGGAAAGGUAAAAACUCCAAGCGCAAGAGAACCUUAGAUAACAAGUCAAAGGUAUCGGAGGAAGAGAAUGGAGAGAAAGAAGAAUGUAAAGAAAAGAAGGAACUUACUGAAGAAGAAGAGAAGAAGAGAGCAGAUUCUCUCUGGGCUGACUUUAUGAAAGAUACAGCUGUUGUAUCCAAGCCAAAAGCACAAAAUAUAAUUAACAGACCAAAGGAGAGAUCCCCACCGAUAGAAAAGCCAGAAGCCCAGGAGAAAGUCAAGAUAACAAAGAUUUUCGAAUUCGCUGGUGAAGAGGUGAAGGUUGAGAAAGAAGUUCCGGUUGACUCUGCAGAAGCCAGGUUGUCCCUUUCCGUGGCUGAAAAUUCUACGAAACCGUCGGAAUCUAGCCCUCCUGCGGGGAAAGGACCCGGGCGAGGACGAGGACGAGGGAGUAUGAAGCGCGUCGGAUUAGGUGGGAUCUCCUCGGUUUUGGGACAAAUCGGCAAGAAGGCCAAAAUCAGCACACUAGAGAAAUCCAAGUUAGACUGGGACAGCUACAAGAAGCAGGAGAACAUUGAAGAAGAGCUCCAUACUCACAACAAAGGCAAGGACGGAUAUCUGGAGCGACAAGAUUUCCUCCAAAGAGCGGACUUGCGACAGUUCGAGAUCGAGAAGCAGUUGCGGAAUUCCAGUAGACGAGCUGCACGGUGAAUUCGCAAAUCUCCCUCGUCCGUAUACGUCUCUUCUUCCGAAACGAAAUCCUAGAAUGAUACUACGGUAGAAGAUAUUUACUCCGACUUGCCAAAACUGCGAGCGCGCUUGCUGCACACAUUUAGCCUAAUUAAUUCAUUCGAAUUUCGCUACGUUUCGAAGUAACACGUGAAAGGAGCGCAGCACCGCCGCCGCGUUCUCGAUUCGUCAAAAUGAGCUGAUACCACUACAUUGCACCACACAGCCAGAGAAAGGCGGUCUCCUCGAGGAGGAACCGAUCAUUCCAGUGUUUCGAGAUUAAUUCCUCACACGCGUAUGUAAUGUAAUAGCUUAAUUUACUCCGAGUGAGCCUUCGUCUCGGCCUGACAGUCGUCUCAGCAGGAACUUCGCAUCGAAGCAGAUUGUUCGAAGCUUGGCGCUUCUCAAAACGAUCAUGUCCGUGUAGAAAACGUGCCCCAGGGAUAUUUUUUUAUUUUAUUUCGAUGGAACGCGUUUGUGUGUGUGUGUGUGUGUGUAGUGCGAAUAUAUGCGAUAUUCGAUAUAAUAAUGAUUAGCUGGAAGUAACAAGUGAAUACAAAAGAAUAUGUGUUUUAGAGAAUAUAACGAAUUACAUCGACCAAGAUGACCUUAUCCUCACCGGUCGUUGCCCUACAGCAAUUCAUGCUACAUAACUGUAUCAUAUUUAUAAAUGGACUUGGUAAUAAAUGACAUGGCAUAUUUACAAUA